Molecule: messenger RNA, 249 nt
Organism: Thermothielavioides terrestris NRRL 8126
Lineage: Eukaryota; Fungi; Ascomycota; Sordariomycetes; Sordariales; Chaetomiaceae
Exons: 4
Coding region: 1-249 (82 amino acids)
Source: RefSeq, a predicted model, not a curated record
AUGCCGGCCUGGAAGCGUGUUUACAACUGGCAUAUCUCCCUGGUGGCGGCCGGGUGCAUGGUCUUGAUGAGCUAUGAUGCCUCUGUCUUCAACGCCGCGCAGAUUUCUCCGAACUGGCUGGAAUACUUUGACCACCCCCUGCGUGGACUGCUCAUUUCCUCCGUUACCAUCGUCGGUAUCAUCUCAGGAUUUCUUCUCGACCAGUGGCCGACAUUCUCGGUCUACCUCUUUUUCUACAUGGUGAAGUGA